AUGUUGGCAGUAGUACCGGCUAGAGUUGUAGUGUUGACAGUGUCACAUUUUGCCUCCUCCGCAGAGGGCGGUAGAAAGCGUAGUACUAGUGGGGUCCAGCGAUCUCAGGAGGUGAUCCCAUCUAGCCAGGCUCGCUUGGUUAAGCAGCCCUCUAAGGAGUCCACCGACGGUAGCAUGAAUAGCAUCAGUUCUGAGGGCUCCUCUCGCGUACCAUCUAUGCGCCUGGGAACAGAUGGUCAGCUGAGCGAGUUCAUCGAAGGCCUCGGUCCGGGCCAGCUGGUGGGGCGCCAGGUGCUGGCCGCUCCAGCUCUUGGAGACAUCCAGCUGUCUAUGUGUGACCGUAAGAACAAGCUUGAGGUGGAGGUCAUCAGGGCGAGGGGCCUCCAGUGCAAAACAGGGGCCCGAAUCUUACCUGCGCCCUACGUGAAGGUAUACUUGGUGGACGGGAAGAAGUGCGUGGCCAAAGCCAAGACGGCGACGGCGAGGAGGACUCUCGACCCACUGUACCAACAGCAGCUCAUCUUCCACGAGAGGUACCAAGGCUGUGUUCUGCAGGUGACGGUGUGGGGCGACUACGGGCGCAUGGAGGGCCGUAAGGUGUUCAUGGGCCUGGCGCAGAUCAUGCUGGACGACCUGGACCUCUCCAACAUCGUCAUCGGAUGGUACAAGCUCUUCGGCACCUCAUCGCUGGUGUCGCUGCCGGCGCUCACCCGUCGCGGCUCCAUGGCCAGCCUGGACAGCUUCGGGUAGUGGUAGAGUGAGGGCCCUCGAGGCCUGGGUCACGCUGCGCCAGCCCUUCCCAUGGGAUCAAGCACUUCCGUGCCUGCCACACAGUCACAACAUAAGACCUCCGUGUACUAGUGCAGAACAUUCAACGAUAUUUGCAACCUGCAAUAUUGCUAUCAAGCAGAAUGUGAAGCUUUUCAUUGGGUGCUCUCUUUUGUCUCGGUUUCAAGACUUGAUCUGACACUAACUGCUUGUGUUGCAAAUUUGCAGUAUUGCAUUAAGAUAAGAGGCUCAAAGACAUCAUCGACUUGCCUGAGUGGAGACGAUGGUAGUCGUCAUGACGCGGUACUCGGGGCAUUAAGUGCCCCAUAAGUUCCCCUGCUGGGGCAUCGUGGGGCUCGUUUCUCCACAUCAGCCCCCAGCGGCCACACGGGUAGUAGGCCAUGCUGGGGCCACGCUGGGGCCACACUGGGGCUACAAAUAUGCCCCCACUCCAGCAUCAGGCUGCACACAUAACACCUCCCUUGUGCACCUCACACUUCCGGACUUCCCGUUAAUGUGGACUCUCGUCACUUGUUUGCCUUGAGAGCAGUUUUUUACAUGCCACAAUAUCAGUACGUAUAACACCUUCUCGGCCUGCGCUGUCUCGCUUUAGGAGACAGGCUGGCCAGCGUCACAAUGCUUGUGAUUUUGACUAAGUGCUUUAAAUAAUAUUACAGAAUAGUUUUAAUCAUGUGUGGAAGUUUGCUCCAUAGAGUACCCUACCCUUUCUAGUUUCCAAUACUAAGAUGACCUAUCGUAGUCCAACACUAUGGCUCGUGUCUUCUCCACCCACCCCCUUCUCCCUUCAUUUCCAUGCUCCUUCCUUCCUCAUACAACCACUCCCCUCUUUCUCCCUGACAUGUCUUACAUGUCCUUCAUGACAUCCCUCUCCCCUCUUUCCCCUCACACACCUUGACAUGUCAUACUCUGCCUGGUUAAGUAAAUAUAAAGUUCUCCAUGAAUAAUUUACCUGGAUAAUUUCAGACCUUACCUGAGCAGUACAUAUUACCUGUCACCAUGUAUAAUUACCCUAAGAUUCUAUAUAGUCUUCCUCGGGACUUUUAUCUCCCCUUGGAACUACUGGCCCGGUGUUCCUCACCUUCACAGUGUAAUACUGGCCUUCCUCUGGCAUUUUUUAGGUUGACUUGGCAAUCCUGACCUUCACCGAGCAGUUCUGACCAUAGCCCGGUAUCCCUGGACCUUUAUUCAGCACUCUUCACUUUAGCCUAGUUCUCCUGAACAUAACCCGGCAUGUGUUGACCUUAAUCUAGCAAUUGUAACUAUAACUGAUGCUCCUUAACUUUACCCUAUUAUCUUGACCUUAUCUCAGUAUUCCUUGACCUUAACCCUAAAUACUGCUAACCUUACCUAGCAUCUCUGUCUCUACAACAGUCACCCUUUUGAGAUACUCCAUGGAACGUUAUAUCUGCCCACAGGAAGGGUUGAGGUUCAUGCUGACCACACCCACCUCCGUCACUUCCGGUUUCGUUGCCCUUUCCAUGCCCUGACUGAUCAUCCUCCCUCGGUCUUUCGGUUUUCACUUGAUUCCGCCAGGUUCCCCGUCGCAACACUGCUCUGCCACCUAGUGUUACGAUUUCUAUUCGUCUAGCUUUAUCCUUGUUCUUAAGCUUUUUUGCUGUUCUCUUUGUCCUUGUUUCUCCUCUCUUCUGAUCAACUGUGCCCUCUUCCUUCCCUUCCAUCCCUCUAGAAGUAGGCCUAAUCUUUGAUGGACAGUUGGACUUGGAAUCAUGCCCAGGCUGUCUACAACCUAUUGUAUAACACAGAAUAUACUUAACGAAUUCCUAGAAUUAUACUCGAGAAAAAGAAUACCCCCUCCCCAGUGCGUCAUGUGGUCGGACUUUGUAUGAUGAUACAUGGGAAUAUGAUCUGGUCCCCCCCCUAAAUAUUUUCAUGUUGAAUGCUUUGCUGAGGAUUAUUUCGCAAGUGAGCCUAAGAUACGAAGCAGUUCCCAUUGGCAACGCCUUUGUCCACGGAUGUGUUCCCCUCCGCAGGCGCGGCCUAGAUGACGCCCGCCUCUACCAUAUCGAAAUAUAUGAAGGGUUGACUAUAUGUUAAGAGUUUUUACUUAUCGUUAUUGAUUGAAAUUUCUAUGUGAAUGUUAAGGAAUGCAGCAAAUGUAUAGUUUUUAUUAUAAGUGUUUGCAGACUGAGAGGUUUUCGAGAGGAACGUGAGUGAGGGAUUUAUCCCCUCCCCUCCCCUGGAAUGCUUAACACUGUUCUUCCUCCUUUACCAAGUCUACCCCAACUCUCUCUCUCUCUCUCUUCACCGUCCCUUCCCCCUUCCCCCUUCUCCCCUUCUCCCCUUCCUCCCUCCAAACCCCAACGUCUCUCCUCUUCCCCCGCUCUCCCUCACUCCUCAGUCGCGCCGCAUGACUCGGCAACUCAGGAGGAACAGCGAGGUCACCGCCAGUGAUUCCUAUGUUCAUGUAUCAAUGUAAAUCUUCGGCAUUUAUACUGUGGUUAGGCAUCAGCAGCAUGGUCAGUGUAUAUCCUCCAUCUCAACAAGAAACAUGUUAAAACACAUAAAAUAAAAAAAUGAUAAUAAAAAAGAAGCGUUGUCCACCAGAAUAAUAAUAAUAAAAAUAUCCGCCUCGUCCAUUUGUCCUCCUCCUGCCUCUUAUUCUUCUCUUUUCCCUUUUUCAUCAUUCUACCUCGUCCAUUACAAGUUAGCUCGUUCCCCUUACUUCCUCUUCCACAAUUUUUGUCUGUGGAUAGUGCGAGGCUCUGGUUCUUGGCUUUGUGAUAUAUAUGAAUAAUCAGUUCGAGGGACCUUCUUGUUCUGUGAACAUUUUGAAGCUACAGCUACUCCUGGGGAUAGUUGAUGGUCGCUGCUCUCUGCUGAGCGAGCGGGUGCCGAGGGUUCAGGGGUCGAACUGCUAGAAUUGCAGUCUGAAGGCUCGACGACGGCCAGAGCCAGGAGGGACCACACUCUCUCUUUAAGGACUUGCCUCAACACGGGAGGGUAAGGGGUCUACCCUUUUUCUGUUGAAUUAGCCUUCCAAUAUUGCAAUAGCUGGCCUUAGACUUUCCAUUACUCUCUUGGUGACAAGGUAUUCACGUACUGCAACUCACACUGCGGCUUCAGGACCCCUUCCAACGACAGUAUUGGGGAGUCACGAUUACCUGUGCUCCAGUACUAGAAUCCCUUUGUCGCUGCUAACACUAUAUACCUUAUUCAGAAGAUCUGUUAUGGAGCCCUAUCGCCAUUGAGCCAAAUGUUGAAAUCUGUGGUGCUGAGGUGAUCACGAACCAGAUGAAGAGGCAACAGCCAAUUAUUGAGAAUAUUCAGACUGUAUUUGUCGCAAAAGACACUGAUACUGAUUAAGUAAUUAGACCAUCUGGUAGGGUCACAGUUUUGAAAGCAUUGCGUUGAUAAUCUGAAGACAUUAUAUCAGCCUGUAAUGGACAGAGGCAACUGCAAUCUGUCCAUCAUAAUAUGGGACUUCUAUACACUACGGGCUCCGUGACACUUCUGAGCAUGGUCACGGUUCUUUCACUUAAUGGGUAUGCAUGACUGGGACCUUCUUGCUCCAGCGUUCAUGCCUAAGUUGAUUAUACUUCUUCCCUAUGUAAGGUCUGGAGCUGCUCCUCUGUGUAAGGUCUGGAGCCCCUCUCCUGUGUAAGGUUUGGAGCUACUCCCCUGUAAGGUCUGAAGCUCCUCUCCUUUGGUCAAGUCCACCUCCUAAAGUUCCAAUUUUCUCCUUCAGCCAACCGUAUUCUAUAACGCCAGUUUAGAUCAGUUUCUUUACGUAAAAUCUCCCAAGUUCUUUGUUUUUGCUGUUUAUUCAUGAUUUUACCUUCAACUGAUAUUAUUAUUGGCUGGUUGUUUCUACUCAACUUAGCUGACCUCAAGUGACGUUUUAGACUAUGGGCCUCAGCCUCCCUUAUACACGUCAAGAGCUCGUCGAUAUUUGGCUAAGAACCCGAGCUGGACUUUGGAGAUAAACCAUACUCGCUCCUGAUUGGCCAAUCUGUGCCCGCGCCGGUGGUACCCCCACCUUUCACCAAGGAAUCUUCGGUGCAUUCGUGUCCCAUUGGCCCAGCUGCUGUCUCUGGCAAUGCUGCAGGAAAUUUCAGGAUGGCGUCAGGCUUUUUAUUCCACGAGCCCAAACGAUGUCGCGGGUUGGCAGAGCGGCUGGAUCUCGUAUGUUUAUCACAAAGUGUUAGCUCUGUAUUUCUGGUGUGUAUCCAAGAAAAGUAUAAACCCACAGCCGUGUGCAUAAUACCCUGUAGAGAUGUGUCUCUCUACCAUCAAUACUACUCCAUUGUGUUGGGCGGACGCUGUUCUCGGAGAAAGGGAACACUUAUAAUUAUUUCAACUUUGUAUAAUUUAUUAUAACUGUACGAAAUCAUUAAACCAAAUAUUCAGUUUCCAUUAUUAAGCGCUGAUGGAUCAAAAACUAUUAUUCUUCGUCAUGUCAUACUUAAAAUACGCAUAUUCCUUCUGUAUGAUGCAGACACUUGGAUUGGUCUGCCCAAGCAUGUAACUUCGGAAAUCCAACUGGUGUCAUAUUUUCUUUACAGAUACUUGAGAAGUGUGUUUAUUUAUAGUUUUACCGUUUUGCUAACUUUGGGCAAAAUAAAAUUUUGAGCAUAA
Penaeus vannamei (Pacific white shrimp) is the source of this 5385-nucleotide messenger RNA. Lineage: Eukaryota; Metazoa; Arthropoda; Malacostraca; Decapoda; Penaeidae. The record is from RefSeq and is a predicted model, not a curated record.